AAUUAACAACUUUCUGUUCGUCAUUUUCUCUCUCUAGAUUUUCCGUUAUCGACGAACAGUUUGCUGCAACGUUUUGUCCAUCUUGCAGUAAGAUAACGGAAAAAACCCCAAAAACUGAGGAUUUUUCUUGUAACGUUCUUCUUCUCAUCAUCAUUUCUUGUUUCUUGUAUCACAAGUCUCCUUCUCUGUUAUUUUUAAUUCCCCUAUUGUAAUUGUUUGCUACUGCUUGAUUCCUUUCUCUGCCACAUUUUCCCUGAAACUCUACAUACUUUUAGGUUCUAAAAGAUCUUCUUUGAAAGAGACUCAAUUGCAUAAUUUUUCUCAAGGAGAAGAAAAAAAAAGAUUACAUCUUGAUCACCCUCUGCUGAUGAACCUGAGAUUCCUGGGUUUGAUACUUGGGGAUCAUUCAGGAUAAGAAUUUGUUUCUUGAUGCGGAUAGGCGACAAACAAGAAGAUUGUGAAUCGGCCUGAGUAUUAUGGGCUGCAUCUGCUCAAAAGGAACUGCUGAAGAAGAAGUAAAUGUUCAACCUGAGAAACAAAACGAGAACUGGAGCAAAACGUCCUCAGUUAUAUUGAUUGCGCCAGUAACCUCCCAGAAAGACGAUUUCUCCCAUAAAUCCGUGGACGGAGGCUCUGGUGGACGCAAAGCUGAUGGAUUGCCGCAUAAACCAUCCGCUAGAGGCAGCGGAUUGAUUGUUCCUAUUGACGACAGUGAUGGUAAAACGGUGAUUGUAGAGAGACCAACAAGGUCUCACCGGAGAUGUUCAACUACAGAUAUUGGGACAGGAGGAGGAGGUUUCCUGUUUCAGCCAAGUAAUGUCAUCACAAGUGUCCCACACAGCCCUGAGGCCGAGCUCAUUGCAGCUGGAUGGCCUUCUUGGUUAACCUCUGUUGCAGGUGAAGCCAUCAAAGGUUGGGUUCCUCGGCCUGCAGAGUCCUUUGAGAAGCUUGAAAAAAUUGGACAAGGGACUUACAGUAGUGUGUACAGAGCUAGGGACCUUGAGACAGGCAAAACAGUAGCCAUGAAGAAGGUCAGGUUCGUCAAUAUGGAUCCUGAGAGCGUGAGAUUCAUGGCCAGGGAGAUCAACAUCUUGCGCAAACUCGACCAUCCAAACGUUAUGAAGCUCGAGUGUCUUGUGACCUCAAAACUCUCUGGUAGCUUGUACCUUGUGUUUGAGUACAUGGAGCAUGAUCUUUCGGGUCUCGCUCUUAGACCCGGUGUCAAAUUCACUGAGUCUCAGAUCAAAUGUUACAUGAAACAGCUGCUUAGCGGGCUUGAACACUGCCACAGCCGCGGAAUCCUCCACCGGGACAUUAAGGGUUCGAAUCUUUUGGUUAACAAUGAUGGGGUCCUUAAGAUUGGAGAUUUCGGUCUAGCAACUUUCUAUCAUCCAGAGCAAGAUCAACCCUUGACGAGCCGUGUAGUUACCUUGUGGUACAGGGCACCUGAGCUUCUACUUGGAGCUACAGAGUAUGGAGCAGGAAUAGAUCUGUGGAGUGUUGGUUGCAUUCUCACAGAACUGUUUCUAGGGAAACCAACCAUGCCUGGAAGAACAGAGGUGGAGCAAAUGCAUAAGAUCUUCAAGUUGUGUGGUUCACCAUCAGAUGAUUACUGGCAAAAGACAAAGCUACCACUCGCCACGAGCUUCAAACCACAACAACCUUAUAAGCGUGUCCUCUUAGAGACGUUCAAGAGUUUGCCAUCUUCUGCUCUAGCUCUUGUUGACAAGCUUCUAUCUUUAGAACCAGAGAAGCGAGGAUCAACUUCUUCAACACUAAAGAGCAAGUUCUUCACAACGGAACCACUCCCUUGCGAUGUAUCAAGUUUGCCUAAGUAUCCUCCAAGUAAGGAACUUGAUGCAAAGCUCCGUGAUGAAGAAGCAAGAAGGAAACGGGCCGAAACAGUGAAGGGACGUGGACCUGAAUCUGUGAGAAGAGGCUCAAGAGACUUCAAGAGUACUGUCACAACACCUGAGUUUAUUGCUUCAGGGCAGUCAAAAAUCACAAUCAACACACAGAAGUUUAAUCUUCAGGAAGAAAGUAGAACUGUCUCGAGGGGAGAGAACAGAGAUAAAGGCUUUUCUCAUGUCAAUUCAAUGAUUCAUCCAAGUACAGCAUCAACAUGGAGUAAAAAAGAGAUCUCUAGGAACAAUGUAGUAGAGCUUAAGUCUACACGAUCAAGCAACAUUCCCAUGACGAGGAGAUACUUGUCUCCUUCACAUAAAGAUGAUGCAGCCGUAGAACCCACAACGACAUACAUACGCAAGAAGAACAGAAUGCACUGUUCUGGUCCCUUGAUGCCUCCUGGUGGAAACAUUGAUGAUAUUCUGAAAGAUCAUGAGAGGCAGAUCCAAGAGGCUGUAAGGAAAUCCAGGCUUGAGAAAUCACUAACAAAGAAGAACCACAAAACAGGGUUUUUGACAAGACCAAUGCCGAUUCCAUCACCUUGUUUUUCGGUUGCUAAUAGCAUUCUCUGUAAUCCGAAAUCUUCAUUUCCGGGAUCGACGGUUCAUUCUUAUCGAUUUCCGAAGAGAAUCUCAGGAAACGGAACAUGGCUUCGCGAAAGGAGAAGACUUUAUGUGAAAUCGAGCAACCCAGAGGCGAAAAAUGAUGAAGCAACACAAAAAUCGACUAGUGCUAGUGAAAACACUUCGAUACCUUCUGAUAAUAGUGGCAAUUCAUCUAGCUUCUUGUCUGUUCUCUGUCCAUUGCUCAAACUUUUCUCUGGAGGUGACCCUUCUCAACAGCGGAAUCAUACUCUGGAGGUCGCAACUUCGUCAUUUGCAUCUGUUGCUAGACUUCCAUGGGGAUCUCGAGUAUCAUCUGGGAGUAUAGACAACCAAGAUGUUUCUUCUAAUCCUCCUUUGCGAUUGCAGCUUUUUGAAUUCGAGGCAUGUCCCUUUUGCCGGAGGGUGCGGGAAGCCAUGACUGAGCUAGACCUUUCAGUAGAAGUUUAUCCUUGUCCUAAAGGAUCUCUAAGACACAGAGAAAUAGUUAGAAGAUCCGGCGGAAAAGAGAUGUUUCCGUUCCUCAUUGACCCGAACACUGAUACUUCAAUGUAUGAGAGUGGUGACAUCGUAAAGUACCUAUUUAAUCAAUAUGGAAAUGGAAGAGGCCCUUCCACAGGACUUCUUGAAAGCACCUUGUUCACUGGAUGGAUGCCAACACUUCUCCGAGCAGGCAGAGGCAUGUCAUUGUGGGACAAAGCUUCAACCAAAUCACCACCUAAAAUGCUUGAGCUCUUCUCUUACGAGAACAACUCGUAUGCGCGGUUGGUUCGUGAGGCACUGUGUGAGCUAGAGCUUCCCUAUGUAUUACACAACACUGGAGAAGGGUCCACACAGACCAGAUCACUUCUAAAUGCUUCAGGAUCCAAUAAGGUUCCAUUUUUAGUUGAUCCAAACACUGGUGUCCAACUAGGUGAUUACCAGAAGAUUCUGGCUUACCUCUUCAACACUUAUUCUUCAGCAGCAUCUACAUAGUGAAUAGUCUGACAUGUACAUCAUUAUUCCCAAGUUAACAGACAAAUUGAUGGUGUCUCCAAGGAUCUUUCGAUAGAAAGUUAGUUCUGAUGCAUGCCCUAUCAUUACCACAGUGUCUAUCCACUAGUCUACUAUUAACCGCAACACAACCUGAAAGCGCUUGCCAGAUGAAAUGCUUUAUCUUCCUUGAUGUUUUCAGAGACCAUACUUCACUCUUUAAGGUAUUGGUAUUUGGUUCUAAAACCAUCUGAGGGCCUUCUGCAUCUUGAAGGUUAUUUGCUAAUUCGUAGCCUGAUUUCACAAAGUAUGCACCCGAUUUCGUAUAAGCCCAGCAGAAUCCAUCUGCUUUAAAACCCCGGCUAGGUUUGAGGCUCUUGAUACGGGGAAUUUCAUCUGGAGCACAUAGCUUUUUGUAAUCUAUCAAGUCUUCACUCCUUUGUACUGAUGUCAAUUAAAUGACUGACAAACAAAUGGUGAUCUCGAAAAGCCCCAUUAUCCAAUAGCUGGUCUUGCUGAAACUACCGGAAACCAUGGAUCGCUCCACACUUUCCUGUUAAAACCCGAUCCGAUGGUCUUCCUAAGUCCCACUUUUUGGAGAUCUCGCUUUUCCACCCAUAGAACGGAGAGCAUUCAACUUAUUAUAUGUAGUUAUACUUUGCUGUUAUUUUUUUUUUUUUUAUCUUUCACAAUAAUCAAUUCAUUUCUAAAAUUUAAGAUGGAGAAACGGUCUAUUUUCCUCUGCCGUUUUAACCAUCUUCAUCAUUUUUGCGUCAGGUUUGUAUAUUUAUUGAGAAUAAUCUUAAUCUAUGCGUUCAUAAAUUUGAAUACCAUGCUAUUUCUUAUAAAAAUCAAUUCAAAUG
Thlaspi arvense is the source of this 4342-nucleotide messenger RNA. NCBI's taxonomy places the organism in Eukaryota, Viridiplantae, Streptophyta, Magnoliopsida, Brassicales, Brassicaceae. The record is from the annotation of a GenBank genome assembly.